AUGAGCUCGGGAUCCGAGCCCCGGACACCCUGGACAUCCUUCAGCAUCGCAGACAUCCUAGGCUCGUGCAUGAUUCCCCGAAGGCCCUCUGUGUCGCGGCCUCCAGAGUCGAACCAGGGUCCCACGUCGCCGCUGUGCGCGCUGGAGGAGCUGACUAGUAAAACUUUCCGCGGACUUGACGGGCACACACCGCAGCCCUCUGAAGGCCGCGCGGCCCCGGGCGCGCUGGGCUCCGGCCAGGCUGGCCGCAGACGGCGGAAGUCACGCACGGCGUUCACCGCGCAGCAGGUGCUGGAGCUGGAGCGGCGCUUCGUCUUCCAGAAGUACCUGGCGCCGUCCGAGCGCGACGGGCUGGCGUCUCGGCUCGGCUUGGCCAACGCGCAGGUCGUCACGUGGUUCCAGAACCGGCGCGCCAAGCUCAAGCGCGACGUGGAGGAGAUGCGCGCCGACCUGGCCUCGCUGCGCUCGCUGUCCCCAGAAGCCCAGUGCCGCCUCGCGCUGCCGGACGGCGCCCCUGGCCUCGGCCCUGGCCCCGCCCGGCCUGACUCGGAGCUCCACCUUUCUGACGAGGAGAUACAGGUGGACGAUUGAAGGCAAAGCUGCCUCUAGGGCUCUGCGGCGCUGACCUCCGCCCCCCCCCCCCCCCCCCCCCCCCCCCCCCCGGCGCCCUGUCCGGGUUCACGGGGUAGGAGGGAGGGUGUCGACCCACGCCCCUUUCGGCUCACAGUCCAGACGCCCACCUUCCCCGAUUGUUGAGAAUAAACUCCAGACUUGGCCGCUGCUGCUAAGUCGCUUCAGUCGUGUCCGACUCCGUGCGACCCCAUAGACGGCAGCCCACCACGCUCCCCCGUCCUUAGGAUUCUUCAGGCAAGAACACUG
Molecule: messenger RNA, 879 nt
Organism: Bubalus bubalis (water buffalo)
Lineage: Eukaryota; Metazoa; Chordata; Mammalia; Artiodactyla; Bovidae
Gene: LBX2
Product: ladybird homeobox 2
Exons: 2
Coding region: 1-591 (196 amino acids)
Molecular function (GO): DNA binding
Source: RefSeq, a predicted model, not a curated record